AUGAAGCUGAACGUGUAUCUUGUGGUUCUCCUCGAAUGCCUGUGCCUUGCAAGCGGUGAGAUCGGUUUAGUGGGUGACACGAGGUCCGAACGAGAGGAGAUGAUGAGGAAGUUCCUGAAGAAGAAAGACGGAGCCAUUAAGUUGGUCGGCGGCACUGGAAAUCACGAAGGCAAUGUUGAGAUCCUCCACGGCGGAAGAUGGGGAGCUGUCUGCGAUGAUGAAUGGGACUCGAAUGAAGCCAAAGUUGUGUGUCAGCAGCUUGGAUUUCCCGGCCAUGUUAAGGCAACUCACAGUGGCUAUUUUGGCGAGGCAAGAAGAAAGUUUUGGAUGGACAAUGUUGAGUGCACGGGCAAAGAGCCGGAACUAAUUGGUUGUCGCUUUGAUGGCUGGGGCCACAGCGACUGCGAGGCGAGCGAGGCGGCCGGGGUGGUGUGCAAAACGCCACCCACCCCGCUGCCCGCAAAAAAUCUCACACGCACCGUGGUGCGUCCGAAGCAUCGCCUAAAGACCGGGCACAGCCUUCAGAUGAGAUUAGCCGGUGGCCGUAUUCACAGCGAGGGACGCAUUGAGGUGCGACUGAACAAUGUGGGUCCCUGGGGUGCAAUUUGCGCCGACGGCUGGUCACUUCUGGAGGCGAAUGUGGCGUGCAGAGUUCUGGGCUUGGGUUUUGCGAGCGCCGCUCUGCAAACGGACUAUUUCACACCCCCCGACGCGACUCCGAAGAUCCUCCUCUCGGGCACAGAAUGCCACGGCAACGAGACACAUUUGCAGGAUUGCCUCCAUCACGAGGUGUCUUCGGCGGAGGCGCAUUGUUCUGGCAACAAGAGACACGUGGCGGGCGUGAUGUGUGAGGAGAAGAUGGCUGAUUUGGUGCUGGACUUCAAGGAGAUUGAGCAGACGGCCCACCUCGAGGACAGACCACUGUUCUUCCUGCAGUGCGCAAUGGAGGAGAAUUGUCUGGCCGCCCAAGCGUACGAGAUCCAAAAGACAGAUUACAACUGGCAUCAAGCAACGAGGCGUCUCUUGAAAUUCACAGCCAGUGUCCGUAAUGACGGAACGGCGGCUUUUCGGUCCCACAUCCCGAAAGAGCAGUGGGAAUGGCACAUGUGUCACAUGCACUAUCACAGCAUGGAAGUCUUCGCUACAUUCGAUGUCAUCGACGGGAGUGGAAAGAAAAUCGCCGAAGGCCACAAAGCCUCUUUCUGCUUGGAGGACAAUCAAUGUGACGAGGGAAUUAAGGCCACAUACUUUUGUGCCAAUUACGGGGAUCAAGGAAUCUCUGUGAAUUGCACCGACAUUUAUAGGUACAGUAUCGAUUGCCAGUGGGUGGACAUUAGUGAAAUUGAUUAUGGCACUUACACGCUCAAGAUCUCUGUUAAUCCAGAGUUCAAAGUGGCUGAAAUGUCUUUCGACAAUAAUGCAGCAACUUGCACUUUUCUAUACACUGAAUCCUUCGGGCGAGUCUACGACUGCAAAAUGGGUCGUCCGUAGACCUGCGGAAAGUGCCUCUUGCAUUAUUUAUACGAGAAAAACACUUUCUGAGCUCACCGUGGGA
This is a messenger RNA of Phlebotomus argentipes, 1555 nucleotides long. RefSeq names its product lysyl oxidase homolog 2B (gene Loxl2). The transcript has 9 exons. Gene Ontology annotation, biological process: peptidyl-lysine oxidation. Gene Ontology annotation, molecular function: protein-lysine 6-oxidase activity; copper ion binding. Lineage: Eukaryota; Metazoa; Arthropoda; Insecta; Diptera; Psychodidae. Gene Ontology annotation, cellular component: membrane. The record is from RefSeq and is a predicted model, not a curated record. The coding region runs from base 1 to 1491 and encodes 496 amino acids.